CAAAUGUUUGGCGCGAAGUGACAGAUGUUUGUUGUGUUUGUGUUUGUCUUCAGAAGUGAUUCACUAUUUUGAUUGACAUGUCAUGUGAUUGUCAUUACCAUCGAUGGACACAAUGACAGAUCAACUUACGACUAGAGAUAGACAACUAACACAAUUGAAGUUAAAAAUCAAGAAAUGGGAGAAAGAGUUUUGCGAUACGAAUGACAGAAAACCCAAUAAACGGGACAUCGAUUCAGAUAAUGGCAUCAGAUAUGAGUACAAGAAGUACUGGAGUCUAAUACGGAAGUCAAACAACAAGAAUGAUGUUUGGAGUAAAAGUCAUAACAAGAAUGAGACGCAUAAAGACAGCCAAAACUCUGUCUCCGAUCGCAAUGUCUUCAAUUCGUUGUCGAAGAAGAUGUUCGACACUUAUGUAAAGACUACGACUACCAAUGAUGGCAAAGAACGUACCGGCGAUGUGAUGUCAUUUAGGAAGAGAUUAACACAAAGACUUAUAUCAAUUGAUAGUGUAAAGAGUGUUAAAAGUGACGAACAAAAACUAAAUGAGAUCACUGUCUCUGGUGAUGAUAAUGUGACCACAGGUUGUCCUAAACUUAAUCCGGUGUUAAUUAGAGCCAAGAGUAUUGACGAAUCAAUUUUGAGAUCAAUUUCUAAUGAGUUUAAAGCCAAUAAUAACAAACAAAAUACAGAUCCGAAAGACAAGUUGGAUGGCUAUUCUCAACCAAUGGUAGACAAUAGCCUUAUUGAUGAUAUAAUCAAUAGAAUCGAUAACAUUGAUGUCAUUUCAAAAAGUGAUAAAAAUGUCCGAAUUGGUGGUCAGACUACACAAGUUAUUGAACCGCAAUCGGACUCGCGAUCUAAAGAUUCACUCAAUUUCAGUGAUCUUCACAUCAGUUCUUCACAUACGAGAAUCAAACGCAAGUCAGAUGUCUUUGAUUUUGAUGACGACUUUGAUGACAACACUAACGAAAAAACAGCGAAACGAAAAAUUUAUGCCGAUUUAGACACAGUUAAGAAUAAACAACAGACAACAGGUUAUUCUGUUAGUCCAAUGAAUAGUAGCGAAGAAAAUAUUGACACCAAUUGUAGAACAAACGAGAAGAAGACGACGAAAAAGUUUUUUACAUCAAAUGACAGAAACAAAAGAAUGAAUGUCUUGACUAAGAUUACAAUUAAUUCACUCAUAGGUAUUGACAAUCAUAUCGAAGUUAUGUCAAAAGAUAGACACAUUAAGACAACAUCUAUUACUAAAAUAAGGACAACAACUGACAAAAGUACAAAUAAUAUCGAUAAUCAAAUGUCAAUUGAAAGCGAAUCGUCAAAAGAGAUAACAAAAACUAAGUCAAAGAAAUUAAAGACAAAGAAAGUUGAGACCAAUUUCAAGAGAUUAAAUAUGAAGAAGAAAAUGUUUGCGUCGAGAGGUUACAAGAAAUUUAAUAUAAGAAAAUAUAAGCGAACAAAAUGGAAACAAACGGUUUACCAAAAUCGCAACAAUUGUUACAAAUGUGGUGCCACUGGUCACUGGGCUAAAGAUUGUACAGACAUUGACGCACCCGAUGCUGAUGUGUUUGAUGACGAACUCAAAAAGUUGGGCGUUAGUAAAGGUAUCGAUGAUAUACAAGAAAACAUUGCAAUUGAACCCCUAAUUAGUGAUAUGAGUGAUCUAAAAGAUGAAUCGAUACAUGAAGUUUUGAUGACUAUGGGACACAAAGAAUUUAGAGCACAUCAAGAGAUUACAAUUAAUCGCAUAUUAAGUGGAAAGUCAUGUCUGUUAAUAUCAUCGACUGGUUCGGGAAAAUCUUUGUGCUAUCAAUUGCCGGCCUAUUUGUAUUGGAAAUAUAGGAAAGCAAUUACUUUAGUUAUUUCGCCAUUAAUUUCUCUAAUGGAGGAUCAAUUGACUACAUUUCCCAAAUGUCUUAAAGCUGUUUGUAUUCACAGCGGUCUCAGUCCAUCACAAAGACAAACAGCUAUGAACUCAUUAUUAUCCGGUGAAUCACAAGUAUUAUUAUUGAGUCCCGAAGCCAUAACUGGUGGCAAUACAUGUGUUAAUUUAAAUUCCUUGCCAUCAAUCGGUUUUGUCUGUAUCGAUGAGGCGCACUGUUUGUCCGAGUGGUCCAAUAAUUUCCGUCCAUCUUAUCUUCAAUUGUAUCGCGUAUUGAAAAGCAAACUUAAAAUAAAAACAUUUCUUGCAUUGACAGCAACUGCCACUAAAAAGACGUCACUUACUAUAGCCCGUACUCUGGGUCUCGAUCCCGACACUGACAUAAUUGGUACGACAUUAGUGCCCGAAAAUCUUGUGCUAUCGGUUUCCAGAGAUUCUAACAAAGAGUUAGCUUUAAUUGAUUUACUUAGAAGUGAUCGAUUCAAUAGUUUGAAGUCUAUUAUUGUUUAUUGUACGCGAAGAGAACAAACAGAAAAACUGGCGACACUUAUAAGGAUUAGUUUUCAAGAUAUUAGACAAACUAAUCAAAAAACAGGAAAGAGUCGUAUAGUUUGGGACGCACAGGCAUAUCACGCCGGUAUGACUUCUGACCAACGAAGUCGAGUACAGAAGCGCUUCAUAAAAGGAGAUUUGAGAGUAAUUGUUGCCACCAUUGCCUUCGGAAUGGGUAUCAAUAAGGCUAAUAUUCGAGCCAUAAUACACUAUAAUAUGCCAAAGAGUUUUGAAAAUUAUUUACAAGAGAUUGGAAGGGCCGGUAGGGAUGGCCUCGAAGCGCACUGUCAUCUGUUUCUAGAUUCAGAUGGAAGUGAUUUGUUUGAAUUGCAGCGACAUAUUUAUGCUAACAGUACGGAUAGAAAAUGUUUGAGAAAAUUAAUUGAAAAAGUGUUCAAAUCUUGUAAAUGUCGAUCAAUUGCUAAUCUUGAAUCCGAAAAUGCUGACCAAACUAUGGACAGUGUAUGCGUCGGACAUGAGAUUGCUUUUCCAAUAGAGCCGACUGUUAUGGAACUGGAUUUAAAAGAGGAGACUAUAUCAACAUUAAUAACAUAUUUAGAGUUAGAUUUUUGUAGAGAUAAAGUACAUCUGUUAUCCCCUAUAAAUUCAAUGUGCACUCUAUUAUGUUAUGGAAAUGGAUCCGAACAGAUGARAGCACUGUCUAAACGAUGUCCUAUUGUUGGUAUUGCUCUGACUUUAUAUCAAAAGAGUAAUUCAACUCAAGAUAUUCCAAGUCAAAUGAAAUUUGAUUUAGUGGAGGUGUGCUCAAUGUUGGGCCGCCCUAUCAGUGCCGUACGCAAUGAGUUAAGACAAUUGGAGUGGCAAGAAGUGAAUGGCCGUAAAAAACGAACUAACAUUAGAAUUAUGUUCUCUGAUCUGUCAUUUUAUCUCAAGAGUGUCGGCGACUUAAGCGAAGAUAAGCUUAACGAAUGUCUUGAAUAUCUCUAUGAUUUUACACAAAUUCAAGAAUCACUUGAUGUGUCAAAACUUCGUAACGUUUAUCUGACAUUUAGACAAUUUUCUCAAAACAAUUGCACGAAUCGUAUUAAUCAAAAUAAGAGUCUUCAGCUAAAACAACAGUUAAAUAAAUACUUUAACGACGACGACAUUGACUCUAAACUUUCAAGCGAUGCCUUUAGCGAUGAAAACUUUAGGCAAAUGUUUAGCGGAACUCAUGUUCACGACUUGGAACAGGCGAGACGUGAUGUUAGAGAUCUACUAUCCAUUCACGGCAUACAAACACUUGGAAGUGCCAGAGCUAUUGCACGUAUAUUGCAAGGAAUAGCGAGUCCCCGAUAUCCGGCCGACGUGUGGGGCAAAUGUCGCCGCUUCUGGAGGGCUGACAUUACCAUUAAUUUUAAUCAACUCUUGAAGAUUUCUAACGAAGAGCUUAUACGUUUAAAAUAGAGUUAAAAACGUUUUUUAAAAAAAUU
Oppia nitens is the source of this 3867-nucleotide messenger RNA. It is a transcript of the gene RecQ4, whose product is annotated as ATP-dependent DNA helicase Q4-like. Lineage: Eukaryota; Metazoa; Arthropoda; Arachnida; Sarcoptiformes; Oppiidae. The transcript has a single exon. The record is from RefSeq and is a predicted model, not a curated record. Gene Ontology annotation, cellular component: nucleus; chromosome; cytoplasm. Gene Ontology annotation, molecular function: nucleic acid binding; 3'-5' DNA helicase activity; ATP binding. Gene Ontology annotation, biological process: double-strand break repair via homologous recombination; DNA replication. Bases 104 to 3841 code for a protein of 1245 amino acids.